Molecule: messenger RNA, 5628 nt
Organism: Cheilinus undulatus (humphead wrasse)
Lineage: Eukaryota; Metazoa; Chordata; Actinopteri; Labriformes; Labridae
Gene: nfia
Product: nuclear factor I/A
Exons: 11
Coding region: 101-1543 (480 amino acids)
Biological process (GO): regulation of transcription by RNA polymerase II
Cellular component (GO): nucleus
Molecular function (GO): RNA polymerase II cis-regulatory region sequence-specific DNA binding; DNA-binding transcription factor activity, RNA polymerase II-specific
Source: RefSeq, a predicted model, not a curated record
UCUCUCUCCUUUUUUCUGUUCUUUCCUUUUUCACUCACUGGAGUUACAGUCACCCCCCACACACACAUUAACACACACACCUUCCAGAUCUAAGACAGAUAUGUAUUCUCCGCUAUGUCUGACACAGGAUGAAUUCCAUCCUUUCAUCGAAGCCCUGCUGCCCCACGUCCGGGCCUUCGCCUACACCUGGUUCAACCUGCAGGCCCGUAAGAGGAAGUACUUCAAGAAGCACGAGAAGCGCAUGUCCAAGGAGGAGGAGCGUGCCGUGAAGGACGAGCUGCUCAGCGAGAAGCCCGAGGUCAAACAGAAGUGGGCGUCGCGCCUCCUCGCCAAGCUGCGCAAGGACAUCCGGCCCGAGUUCAGGGAGGACUUCGUGCUGACGGUGACGGGGAAGAAGGCGCCGUGCUGCGUGCUGUCCAACCCCGACCAGAAGGGCAAGAUGAGGAGGAUCGACUGCCUGCGCCAGGCGGACAAAGUGUGGAGGCUGGACCUGGUCAUGGUGAUUUUAUUCAAAGGGAUUCCCCUCGAAAGUACUGACGGGGAGAGGCUGGUAAAGUCUCCUCAGUGUUCGAACCCCUCGCUGUGCGUGCAGCCGCACCACAUCGGAGUUUCAGUCAAGGAGCUGGAUCUGUACCUGGCCUACUUCGUGCACGCAGAAGCCGGCCAAUCAGAAAGCCCCAACCAGGCCAGCGAAUCAGAAAUCAAGGAGCAGCCAGAGAACGGUCACCUGGGUUUCCAGGACAGUUUCGUGACACCAGGCGUCUUCACGGUGGCUGAGUUAGUACGAGUCUCGCAGACACCGAUUGCAGCCGGCACCGGUCCAAACUUCUCGCUGGCCGACCUGGACAGCUCCUCCUACUACAGCAUGAGUCCAGGAGCCAUGAGGAGACCACUUCCUAGCACCUCCUCCUCCAGCUCUGCCAAGAGGAUAAAGUGCAUGGAGGAGGACGUGGACAGUCCUGGCGAGGAGUCCUACUACCCGAGUCAGGGUCGAUCUCCGGGCAGUGGCAGCCAGGCCAGCAGCUGGCACGACGUGGAGCCAGCUGGAUAUAAGCUGCGCGGCUCUCUAGCUAGCUCAUUCAUCUCCCGACAAGCAAGCCCCCACGCUCCCCCCUCCAGCCUCCACUUCUCCUCCUCCCCCAUCCUGCAGCAGCCCGGCUCUUACUUCUCCCACCCGGCCAUCAGAUAUCACCCGCAGGAGACGCUCAAGGAGUUCGUCCAGCUGGUCUGUCCUGACUCCGCCCAGCAGGCCGGACAGGUGGGCUUCCUCAACCCCAACGGUAGCUCCCAGGGGAAGGUCCACAACCCUUUUCUGCCGACGCCCAUGCUGCCUCCCCCUCCGCCUCCCCCGAUGGCACGUCCCGUCCCACUGCCCGUCGACGCCAAGCCGCCCUCCACCUCCUCCACUGAGGGGGGAGGAAACUCGCCCACCUCGCCCACCUACUCCACCUCCACUUCAUCUCCAGCCCAGAGGUUCGUCAGCGUCGGACCGAGAGACCCCGGCUUUAACAUCCCUCAGCAACCACAGUGGUACCUGGGAUAAGGACUCCAGAGGCCCCUCCCCGACAGAUCGCUGCAGCCUCCUCCUUUGACCUUUGAUGCCAGCUGCGAUGGAGAGUCUUUUCCUGCCCCGCCCCUUCAUCCCUUCUCCUCCUCUUCCCUUCUGCGCCUGACUCCGCCCCCACCAGCGCCAUACACAGACUCAGCAGCAUCAGCAUGGCUACAGCGGACCGCCCUGACCCCGGCGUUAAAACAGCCCCUCUGUAAACUCCACAUCAUAGACUUCCCUGUUGACAUGUGGAGCAUAUGUCUACAUCCAUAUAUAGUGCCAGACCCCGACCCCAGACCCGGUCCUAUACCACAUCAGGAUGAGAACCCUGUGGGAAGGGUCCAGCUUCAAGACUGAAUCACAGAGCUUCCCCUCUGGAGAGACUUACUUUCCCAUGAUCCUUUGCAGUUGGAGCAUGAAAUGGACUGGUACAAUGCCACCCCUCUGCCACUGCCAUCCAACCCCCUCCCCCCGUCCAGGUGGAUCUCGAUGGCGUGGGGUUGGCGAUUGGUGGGAAAGGAUUGGACGCACCUUCGUUUGGGGAGAGGGCAGGGUCACCAGGCUCAGAUACCACCAGCUAACCUCUCCGAUCCCCUACCUGAGCCUUCAGUCACCUCCAGGGACGGACUCUGCCUCUUCUGGACCGGGUUGGUGGCAGGUCAUAGAGGGAGGAAGUUGGCACGCCUCUUUCCAAGGACAUGGACUAGUGCCUAACGGAAAGAGCCGAUAUGUGGGGAGGUGGUUCCACAACCGCCCCUCUACGUGAACUCUACAUGGAUGGGUGGGGGUCAGGGUUUUAAAGCAGGGGUUUGUUGAUGUGAAGUGUUGCUGAUGGAUCCGAGCUCGUUUAUCUGGGAGGCUUUGGCUUCAUGGCUCAUUGAUUUUUUCUCUCUUAGCAGUCAUUUCAGCUGGUCCCCUCCUCUUCCUCCUCCUCCUCACAUCCACCAGUCUGGGUGAAGCUACAGCAUGCUGAGGGUGGGCAGAAAGCUCUGGCGUCUGAACGCAGCAGGCAGGCAGGCGGGCGGGCGGGCAGGAGAGAGACGAGUGACUAAAAUUUAACCAGUGGAAUAUUGAUCUUGAGGAAAGUGCAAUUUUGUUGGCUAGCUGUUGGAUAGUUAAAUAUCUUUGUAAGAUAGCUCGUUGAAUCAGUUGUUGAAAAGUAUAUAUAAAAUAUAUUUUUCUUCCUAGUCCGCUCACACCUCUGGGACUCUAAAAUAUUGGGGUACAAAAGACGACGACACAGCAUUGAUCUAGAAACCAUAGCCUUGUGAGAAAUAAGGGGAGCUGUUUUCACAUUAUUGUUUAUUAUUUGUUGUUUGUUCAUCUUGUAAAGCUGUUAGCAUGGUAGAACAAGAAUCCCUUUAAGAAAUAUCAUUUAAACAAUCAAUUUUUAAGACAGUUUAAGUCUGCUUCAUUAUGUUUAGAAAGAAAAAGUUAUUUUAAUGAGCACAUCGUUUGACUUCAAUUUCUCAUGAGGUGAAAUCAGGAGAAAAAUAACGAGUGAAUUUAAAAGUUGAUAAUCUCUAAAGGGUGCUGCCCUAGUAACGGGCUUCCCUUUUCCUGAUAGGCCGGGUCUCCUAGAGGUCCUGACCAAUCAGAAGCACUUAUUCCUGCAGUUGGCCAAUGGGCCUGGAGCGUGUAAUCAGGGGGUUAGGGUUCAGAGGCAGAGCAGAGGGUAACUCUCUGGAAGCUUUCGUCCACAGACAGCCGAGCGCUUCACAUGCAACUUACCAUUUUAUGAACUUGAGUUUUGUUUUUCCUUUCCUAUACUAUAUAUAUAAAUAUAUAUACACACACACGCACACACACACACUCAUACACAAACACUUACGACCAUCCAGCGUCGAACUAAAGUGAAUUUAAGUGAAAAAGAUACAAAAAAAGAACAAAAAAAUCUGCAUGUUCUAGUGUUAGUGACAAAUUUUUGCCAUAGAUGAUGUAGUUAGUGAGAUAAAGACACUAUAUUGUAAACCCAACAUCAGGCACUUGCCAGCAGCCGUCUAUUAGUUUGGCCCCGUCGAGGCCCUUUUCUAUCGCUCUCCUUCACAAACAACCAGCUCUCUUCGCUUCUCCAGACGCUCCAUUAUUUUAAUUUCCACUUCCUUCCUUCCCUUCCUCCUUUUUACUUCAGCAACAGAUCAAUCCUGCUCCUCAGCUCUGAGACAUCCUCCUUCAUCCGUAUCAGAUUGCACGAAAACAAUUGUUCCUCAUCAAUGUGCCUUGAGCUACGGUCCAGUCCCGAGAGGUUGCACAAGAUCCAGCGUGGAGAAUCUUGUCUUAUCGUUUCUUGCUUCUUUUUUUUUUUUUUUUUCUGUUAUAAUUUUACGCCGCCCUCCACACCUGAGGUUUUGUGGUCAGCUGGAGCAAUCAAGCAAAAGAGGAACGCUGCGAUUACCAGUUUAAGUGGCUGGGAAUCUCUCAGUUUAAGAGGUCUCAGGUCUACCCGGCCCCCCCUACCUGCAGCGCUGAGACCUCAUGGGUGAAUUCAUCAUCACCUACGAUCAGGUCAAUCAUCUUCAGAUCUCUGGGAACAGUCGGCAACAUCAGGAAGUUUGGUGAAAUGAGCAAAAGUAAGCAAUAUUCAAAAUCAAUGGUGUUAGUCACUUUUAGGUUUGGCACUGAGACUUUAGUUGUUUAAUAAAGGUCAGAUAAAAAUCCUUCCAGCUGUCAAAAUGCAGAAACUAACAGUCUAGUAUAACAGCUAAUGCUGGUUUAAGGCAAAAGCAUUAAUAAGAACAUAUUAUUUUAUUAUUAGAAUAAUAACCACUUUAUACUCUCUGUAACUUUGACAGUUAAAAAGCCUCCACAGCAGCAGAAGAUUUCAGCUGGUUUAGCUUUGAGAGAGCGGUUAACCUACAGAGGCUGAUGAGGCCAUUUUUCAGCGUUUUUGUUCAUUUUUUUGUUUUCUUCUUUUAUUUUAUUUUGACUGUGUUAAUGUUAAUAACAUACAUUUGGACAGUAAGUUUCUUUUACAAUAGAAUUUUUAAAUUUUAAUAUCAGAUGGGUCAAUAAUAGGAACUGUAGACUUUUUCUACCCACUGAGGCUGUUGGUGACCAAAAUUGUCCCAAUAAAACACAGUUUUUGGUCCUUCAGCCAUCACAGUUACAAAAAUAAUUUAAUAAUAUUAGACUUUCAAUCUUGCUUUAAAUGCAGUUUUUUACUGUUGGUCAUGUAAUGUGGGCUAUUUUACCAUAUUUUAAAUGAGGGAAAACUACAUGAUUAUUAUUUUUCUGGUUUCCUGUUGGGGCACUACUAUAACAAAAUAUUAAAAUCUUAAAAUUUAGAAAAGUCAUGAUGCAUAAAAAUCAAAGUUAUUGCACAUUAUUAACAUUUUCAAGGCUGUGAUAAUCCCCUUCAAAGAAAAAUAUUGUAUUUUUUGUGGGUUUUUUAACCAUACAAACAUCAGGGGGUUUUGCACUCAAACUGGCAUUUAAAGGGUUAAAUUCCUAGAGAUUAAUAACUACUUGGAAUUAAUGACCAGGUCUGAUCUUGAUCAAAAACAUUCAUUCAGAAAGUAGAUUUUUUUAUCAUGUAUAUUAUUUUUAUUGCUUUUAUUUAUGGUAUCUAUUUUUAGCUCCUUACACCCUGAGAGUAACCGUUUAUGAAAAUCUUAAAUCCUACUCAUUAUCAACAUAUUAAAGGCUGUGAUAAUCCACUUUAAGCAAAUCUGAUUUGCAUGUUGAAAAUGAAAAAUUUUUUUGUUGUUGUUUUUCUUUUUUUACAUUACAGAAAUGUUUUAUUUGCACUUAAACGGACACUGAAAGGGUCAAAUUCAUGAAAAUGAAUCAAAAUAUGUUAUUUAAUUUAUGAUCAGGUCUGGUCUAUAUUUAAAAAAUAAGGGUAAAAGUGGAAAAACUGGUUUACCUCAAGACGUUUGCCUGAGUGUAACACUUUAUGAAAAUCUUAAAAACAAUAAUGAUAAUUUAUAACAAUCAAAUAUUGUUGAUUAUUAACAUAUCAAAAGCUGUGAUAAUACUCUUUAAGGAAAUCCAAUUUGCAUGUAGUUUAUGAAAAAAAAAAUCUAAUUUUUGUGUUUUUUUUAAAUUACAAAUAUCAGAUUUUUUGCACUUAAACUGGC